AUGACUGGUAUUAGAAUUGCAAUUGAUAGAGGUGGGACAUUUACUGACUGUGUUGGUAAUAAAGGUGAUGGGUCGAAAGAUGUUAUUAUCAAGCUUCUCUCGGUUGAUCCCCAGAACUAUGCUGACGCAAACUUAGAAGGCAUACGAAGACUGAUGGAAAUUUUCACAGGGGAAAAAAUUCCUAGAGGCCAGUCAUUGGAUACCUCAAAGAUUGAGUCACUGAGGCUGGGUACUACUGUUGCUACAAAUGCUUUAUUGGAGAGAAAGGGUGAAAGAUGUGCAUUGGUCACUUCCAAAGGGUUCAAAGACAUUUUACAUAUUGGAAACCAGUCUAGACCUCAUAUUUUUGAUUUAUCUGUGAAAAGACCGAGCGUCUUAUACGACACAGUCAUUGAGGUUGACGAAAGAGUCACCUUAGAAGACUACGUUGAGGAUCCUGAAAGAGUGUUCACCGCACCUAAUGGUGAAGAUCUUGUUGAAGGUCUGUCAAAGGAAACAGUGAGAGUGCUUAAGAGGCCAGACCCAGAAACCAUAAAAACACACUUACAGCUCAUAUUCGAUAUGGGAAUCAAAUCCUUGGCCGUCUGCUUUUUGCAUUCGUACACCUUUCCUGACCAUGAGCUACUUGUUGGAGAUAUUGCCAAAGAAAUAGGCUUCACUCACGUCUCGUUGUCAUGUGAGCUUUCCCCUAUGAUUAAACUGGUUCCAAGAGCUAACUCCUCCGUGGCAGAUGCCUAUCUCACUCCUGAGAUCAAAAAUUAUGUUAAUGGUUUUAAAUCCGGUGUUAAGAACCCUGAGUCCCUAAAAUGUCAGUUCAUGCAGUCUGAUGGAGGUCUUGUUGAUGCUGAUUAUUUUUCAGGAUUGCGUGCAAUUUUGUCAGGUCCGGCAGGAGGUGUUGUUGGUUACUCGAUGACAUCUUACAACCCUAAAAACAAAAUUCCCCUGAUCGGUUUCGAUAUGGGCGGUACCUCAACUGAUGUUUCAAGAUACGGCGAUGGUAAGUUCGAUCAUGUUUUUGAAACUACUACGGCUGGUGUUACAAUUCAAUCCCCUCAACUUGACAUCAGUACGGUUGCCGCUGGUGGAGGAUCCAUCUUGAGCUAUAAGAAUGGCUUAAUGGCUGUUGGUCCGGAGUCCGCUUCCUCACAUCCAGGGCCCGCAUGCUACCGUAAAGGUGGACCUCUGACGGUUACAGACGCCAACCUGGUUCUUGGCAGAUUGGUUCCAGAAUAUUUUCCAAAAAUCUUUGGUCCAAAUGAAGACGAGUCGGUGGAUUCGGAGAUCUCCAAGGCUAAAUUUGCAGAAUUGACCCAAUUAAUCAAUGACACAAAUCCAGACGUUUUGCCUAUGACGGUUGAGCAGUGUGCAUACGGGUUUUUGAAGCUUGCUAAUGAAACAAUGGCCAGACCUGUCAGACAAUUGACUGAGGCUAAGGGCCAUAUCACCUCUCAACAUAGACUAGUUUCCUUUGGAGGAGCAGGAGGGCAGUGUGCAUGUGAUGUUGCAGAGCUCUUAGGAAUUGACACAAUUCUGAUCCACAGGUAUUCUUCAGUGUUGUCGGCGUAUGGAAUGGCUCUCGCUAGUGUCGUUGAGGAAGCACAGGAGCCAAGCUCUCUUUUACUAAAUGACACUACAAAGGAAGAAAUAUCAGCCAGACUUGAUCAUCUGAAGGAGGUUACAUCAAAAGCACUUAAAGCUCAAGGGCUUGAUGACAUUAUUUUCGAAGAGUAUCUAAAUCUCAGAUACCAGGGAACAGAAUCUGGACUUAUGGUUUGCAAAGAUGAAGGCUGGAAUUUUAGAGAAAAGUUUGUUGCUCUCCAUAAACGUGAGUUUGGUUUUGUUUUUGAAAAAGAAAUCAUUGUCGAUGAUAUUAGGGUCAGAGCCAUUGGAAAGGGUCUCACCGAGAAACUAGAGUAUGUUGAUGAUCAAAUUGAGGAGCUGCAACAGUCAGGAGCAAUCACUGCAAUUAGUGCUGAAAAAGCAGAGUUUGUGAAACAGACAUUUUGGGGAAAGAGCUUUUUGGAUACUCCAGUUUAUAGACUUGAGAAUUUGGAUGUUGGUGCACAAAUUGCUGGCCCAGCUAUUAUUGCGGAUGGAACACAAACAAACGUGAUUCCUCCUUUAUCAACUGCAUUGAUUCUCAGAACUCAUGUGGUGAUAACAAGACAUGAUACCGCCAGUGUUGCUCUGAGCGAGCCUAUUAUGCUUUCUAUAUUUGGGCACAGAUUUAUGGACAUUGCUGAGCAAAUGGGUCUGUCUCUCCAAAAGACUUCGGUCUCUGUUAAUGUGAAAGAGCGACUUGACUUUUCCUGUGCUCUUUUUGACCCCGAUGGAUAUUUAGUUGCCAAUGCUCCUCACUUGCCAGGGCAUUUGGGCUCUAUGUCCACGUGUGUGACCGCGCAAGCCAAAAUCUGGAAAGGCAAACUGAAACCAGGAGAUGUUCUUGUGACAAAUCACCCAUCUUCUGGUGGCACGCAUCUCCCGGAUAUCACUGUCAUUACCCCUGCUUGGCUCAAUGAUAAAAUUAUUUUCUAUGUUGGAUCCAGAGCUCACCAUGCGGAUAUUGGAGGUAUACUUCCUGGUUCCAUGCCUCCCACCUCCACUUUCCUAUGGCAAGAGGGUGCAACUAUAUACUCUGACUUAUUAGUCAAAGAUCACGUGUUUCAAACAGAAGCUAUUACGAAGCAUCUGAUGGAUGACCCUGCAUCAUAUCCUGGCUGUUCAGGAACCAGAAGGUUGUCCGAUAAUAUAUCAGACUUGAAAGCUCAAGUAGCAGCAAAUCAGAAGGGUAUCAAUCUUAUUAGCAAAUUGGUUGACGAGUUUGGCUUGGAUACAAUUACGUAUUACAUGAGAGCUAUUCAGGAUAAUGCAGCUACAACUGUGACCAAAAAGCUGGAUGAGCUGAUGGAAAGAUAUGGAGAGGCAGAAUGUGAGGAUUACAUGGAUGAUGGAUCCACUAUUAAGCUGAAAAUUCACAGAAAGGAUGGCAAGGUUGUUUUUGAUUUCACUGGUACAUCAGAGCAGACUUAUAACAACUUUAACUCACCGAUUGCAAUCACUCAUUCGGCAAUUAUAUAUUGCUUAAGGUGUUUAGUUGAAGAGGAAAUCCCAUUGAAUCAGGGAUGCUUGAGAUCUGUUGAAGUUAUUGUGCCACCAAAGUCUCUUCUGUGUCCAGAUUUCAGUUGUGCAGUUGUUGGAGGUAAUGUUUGUACUGCACAGAGAAUCACCGAUACCAUCCUUAAGGCUUUCAAUGUAAUGGCCGAUUGUCAAGGUUGCUGCAAUAAUUUCACUUUUGGUACUGGUGGAAACAAUGCCGAAGGCUAUACUCAAGGAUUUGGAUAUUAUGAAACUAUUGCUGGAGGUCAUGGUGCUUCCAAAUCUUGGAUUGGGGAAUCUGGUGUUCAUACGAACAUGACCAAUACAAGAAUCACUGACCCAGAAAUAUUUGAAAGGAGAUAUCCGAUUAUCUUAAGAGAAUUUUCCAUCAGGAAAGGCUCAGGGGGUAAGGGACAACAUCCAGGUGGUGAUGGAGUGAUUAGAGAUGUGGAGUUCCGUGUGCCAGUAACUGCCUCCAUUCUUUCCGAUCGGCGUGUAAAUGGACCACGAGGUCUUGCAGGUGGUGAGAAUGGCCAGAGAGGAUUGAAUCUCUGGAUCACCGAAAAUGGCAAUAAAGUACUCAACAUAGGCCCCAGAGCAUCUGUUGAGGUAUCUGCAGGUGAUAGAAUCCGAAUCUUGACACCAGGAGGAGGUGGAUGGGGUUCUCCGUCAUCAAAAGAAUCAGUCCCUGUGGACAAAAAAGAAGACAAAUACGGUUUUACGGGUUUCGUUUCCCAGAGACAAAGGAUUCAACUUGAAAACUAG
This is a messenger RNA of Ogataea haglerorum, 3861 nucleotides long. RefSeq lists its product as uncharacterized. The record is from RefSeq and is a predicted model, not a curated record. Lineage: Eukaryota; Fungi; Ascomycota; Pichiomycetes; Pichiales; Pichiaceae. The transcript has a single exon. Gene Ontology annotation, molecular function: 5-oxoprolinase (ATP-hydrolyzing) activity. The coding region runs from base 1 to 3861 and encodes 1286 amino acids. Gene Ontology annotation, biological process: glutathione metabolic process. Gene Ontology annotation, cellular component: cytosol.